CGACCGGGAACAUUCUCUUUACAGUAAACUGAAGAAGUAGUGUUCUCUUUGAGCUAAGGCUUACAAAUCCAGGACUAUCUUGCGUUUGAAGCAACCUACUUCAUAACAAUGACGGACAGCUCAACUGCUGAACUUGCCUGUGUAUACAGUGCCCUUAUUUUGCAUGACGAUGAUGUCGACAUUACAGGUGAAAAGAUUACCAAGUUACUCAGUGCUGCUAAAGUGGAUGUAGAACCAUUCUGGCCUGGCUUGUUUGCAAAAGCUCUUCAAGGCAAAAAUAUUGGUGAUUUGAUCUGUAAUGUUGGUUCUGCUCCAGCUGCUGGUGGUGCUGCUCCUGCUGCAGGUGGCGAUGCUGCUGAUGGUCAACAAGAAAAGAAAGAAGAGAAAAAGAAGGAGGAGUCUGAAGAAGAAUCCGACGAUGACAUGGGUUUCGGUCUGUUCGACUGAAGAAAGAAUUGUAUGUAAUCUGGAAAAAAGUGGUCAAAAAAAUCUGCUGUAUUUUGUUUGUUAUUACGGACUGUCAAAUCCUUAACUUCAUUCAACCAGCACAAAGUCGGCUUGUUUACGUCUUACCUCCUAAAUAAUUCAAGAUUUCUAUAUUUCAUCAGUUCAGCGAGGCCAUUAGCGCUCAAAACAAAAGAUUCUGAUAUUGAGCAAAGAACAAUAGAACUACCAACCUUGGACCGCUGGGUCUCCUGGCUGCACUCCGCUGAUUAUUUAUUUCUUUUGCUGGGUCUCCUGGCUGCACUAUUGAGGACUCGGCUGAUUUUUAAAUUGUAUUGCCGAUGUAGGCUGAAUCGCAAAAAUUUCUUUGCAAAAUUUUAUUUGAGAAAGAAUGCGUUUGAAAGGAA
Messenger RNA from Hydractinia symbiolongicarpus, 851 nucleotides. RefSeq names its product 60S acidic ribosomal protein P1-like. Gene Ontology annotation, molecular function: ribonucleoprotein complex binding; structural constituent of ribosome; protein kinase activator activity. The record is from RefSeq and is a predicted model, not a curated record. The coding region runs from base 109 to 447 and encodes 112 amino acids. NCBI's taxonomy places the organism in Eukaryota, Metazoa, Cnidaria, Hydrozoa, Anthoathecata, Hydractiniidae. The transcript is spliced from 4 exons. Gene Ontology annotation, biological process: translational elongation; cytoplasmic translation. Gene Ontology annotation, cellular component: ribosome; cytosolic large ribosomal subunit.